GUGGUGGUCAUUUCGCCCCUUCUUUUCACCGUCAACUCCCUGUUCUCCUUCUUCGUCUCGUGUCCACAUUGACUGUAAUCUCGACGGAGUAACUUUUCGCUCCGGCUAACUAACCUUUUCCUACCACAUCAAGAGAAUGACUCCAGAGUAUGAUUACCUGUUCAAGCUUCUUCUCAUUGGAGAUUCGGGUGUUGGCAAAUCCUGUCUUCUUCUGAGAUUCGCGGAUGAUUCAUAUAUAGAGAGUUACAUAAGCACCAUUGGGGUUGAUUUUAAAAUUCGUACAGUGGAGCAAGAUGGGAAAACCAUAAAACUGCAAAUUUGGGAUACUGCUGGGCAAGAACGAUUUAGGACAAUUACCAGUAGCUACUACAGAGGGGCACAUGGUAUCAUAGUUGUUUAUGAUGUGACUGACCAAGAAAGCUUCAAUAAUGUCAAGCAGUGGCUGAAUGAAAUUGAUCGAUAUGCUAGUGAUAAUGUCAACAAACUUCUGGUUGGAAACAAGUGUGAUCUUACUGCAAAUAGAGUUGUGUCCUAUGAAACCACAAAGGCAUUUGCAGAUGAGAUUGGUAUUCCUUUCAUGGAAACCAGUGCAAAAGAUUCUACUAAUGUGGAACAAGCUUUCAUGGCCAUGGCUGCUGCUAUCAAGGAUAGAAUGGCAAGUCAGCCAGCUAUGAAUGACACAAGACCUCCAACAGUGCAGAUCCGAGGACAGCCUGUUGUGCAGAAGAGUGGCUGCUGCUCUUCUUAGGUCAAAGCAAGUGCUUGUGACUUCUGCUAGGUCUUGUCUGCCAGCUUAUCCAUGGAUUGUAAGAUUACCAAUGUAUCUCGAUUCUCUUGCAAUCACAAAGGUGUUCUAAUGAACCAGCCUCGUCAAAAUUGCAUCUUUUAAAAUAUGAUUAUAGAACUGUGACAAUAGCUGUUCUUUGAAUGCACUUGGUCAUGUACAAAGUAGAAAUGCUUAUGAUAUUCCACGCUGUUGCUUGUGUCA
This is a messenger RNA of Manihot esculenta (cassava), 988 nucleotides long. Its product is annotated as ras-related protein RABD2a. The coding region runs from base 137 to 748 and encodes 203 amino acids. Gene Ontology annotation, molecular function: GTPase activity; GTP binding. The transcript is spliced from 8 exons. The record is from RefSeq and is a predicted model, not a curated record. NCBI's taxonomy places the organism in Eukaryota, Viridiplantae, Streptophyta, Magnoliopsida, Malpighiales, Euphorbiaceae.